Peniophora sp. CBMAI 1063 is the source of this 2772-nucleotide messenger RNA. Lineage: Eukaryota; Fungi; Basidiomycota; Agaricomycetes; Russulales; Peniophoraceae. The record is from the annotation of a GenBank genome assembly.
AUGUGUCUCCCCCUGUCUCAUCGCGGUAUAUCGUCGACUGCUGCCUCCGCCGCAGUGACAAGCAACCUUGCGCCACAGCCUACUUCCGCUCAGACCCACUCUAUACCCGUGCCUCCGGCCACACUAUCAGCUCCGCUCGUACCCCCGCCUCCCUACGUCCCAGCGGUCCUUGACCCACCAGUCGUCUCGCACAUUUGGGACCCUUGUCCGUGCGAGCAAGCUACAUCGCCUUCUGCCUCAUCUACCAACAUCCAGGGCGUUAAUGCCACUUCUGCGCCUGCGUCUGCGUCCUCGUCUGCCUUUGCCUCGUCCUCUCUGCCUCCCUCCUCCAGUUCGCAACAGUUCGCCGGCGGCGAUGAGCACCCCGCGACUGAGGAGGAGGAAGACGAACCGCCCUCUCCCUCGCCAGCUAGACAACGGCGCAAGGCGAAGCAGCCGAUGCGACCCAAGCCCAUUCCUGGCUUCAUUGAGGCGCCCAACGGACCAGCUGCGAAGGUCGGCGACACACGCAUUAGGCAGGAAACCAACACGCGCUCGGCGAUGACGCCCUCCCAGGAUACGCAUGCGCGCAUGGAGAUCUUGUCGGCGGACAUGGCCAGCUCCGUGGGCUCUCUAGAGCGAACGAUGGAGGCUUUGCUGGACGCCACUUCAGACCAGCGCGCGCGACCUCUAGACGCGGGAGCUUCUACAGUGCAUGCAGGACAGCAUCAAACGGCUUCUCCGACUCGGUACACGACCUCGCGGAUUCGUUCCGGGCGUUUGCGCGUCAGUCGCUCCUUCACUGGCGCGAUGAUCGCGUACCCGAUGACGCUCCCCGCGCGCCUCUUCCUAAGCGCGCGCGCGGAAAUGGCGAACCGUUGGAGCACAUUAGGAAUGUUGACACUGUCGCCCCUGCCUCGGCCAUCAACAUCGCCCGCGCAGACGCUGUUCCCGUCCUCGCCGGAUCACCAUCACACUGCUGGCGUGAGCACGCAACCUGCCGCCCCGUCUUUGGGUAGUGCCACAGCAGCCGCCACGUUCCUCUCCCAACCCACGGACCCGUACAUGGCGACGCAGGCUCACCCUGCAUUCAAUGGUUCAAUGAUGGCUGUGCCGACGAGCCAACCGGCCAAUAUGCCUCCGGUGACCGGUCCCAGUGCCAGCUCCUCGGCCUUCAUGUUCGGUGGCAGCAGGCCGCGAAGAGGACAGCGUGGCCGCUCCGAUGCACCCGCCAACGGCUUGCCGCGCGACGCGUUCGAGCUUCUAACGCGCCCAGGCCCUCGCGGUGUUGUUCCUUGCCUGGACAAGCAAUGGGCGGCGGCGUACCUGCGCAAGGACUUCGCCGAACAGGCGAUCAGGCUCUGGACCGAGCUCCCCAAGCCAGACGUCGAUACCGCUGCCAUUCGGUUCGUUCUCGUUACGGACGAGCCCCGUUCCUUUUCUGGCACACAGAAGGCACCUUCCAACAGCCUGCCAAAGCGACACUUCGUCGAGAAGAUCACAAAGUUCGAUGUCCUCCUGGUGCAGGAGACUAAGCUUGUCGAAGACCCAAGGCAUCUUCAGCCAUACCUCGCGGCUACAAGGCCUUGUACCACUCUCGGCGCGAAACAACACAACAACGCGGUCGGAGGGGUCGCCGUCUUCAUACGUAGCGAUCUUCCUUGCACCAAGCUCACGGCACAUUGUUCACCGGAUAUCCUUGUCCUCGACAUUGACUGGGCCGACUGUGCGCCUAUGCAUUCGCUGUCGGAAACGAUUCUGAUGCUCUGUGCGCUCGCCAGACCAAUCUUCUUGAUGGGGGACCUGAACGCACGAACGCACUCGCUACAGGGCUGGAAUGAUGCCCCUCCCCGAAUCUCAGUCAACACGCGCUUCCCGGGUAGUGUAACGAUCGAAGGAGCUUCUCGACCUGGCGCGCGCGACGCUCGCCUGACUAUCCUCAAUGGACUAUCACGCUUCGACGCCUCCUCGAGCUCCUUGACGUCGUUUAACAAGGACAAGGUCCAUCACAACCGGAUAAAAUUGGUCGUUGACUAUACCCUCACGAAUGCCGCCGGGAUGCCGCUCACUGUUGACCUCUCUGUCUGGCCCUGCGGGGUAUGGUCUGACCACGCGCCGGUCGUUUUCGUUUUCGUUCUCGGACCACCGGAGGACCAUCGACUGUUCGAUCGCGCGCCUGAGCACCCAUUUGCGCGGCUACAGAAGCGCGAGAUCGCCACCCUGCCCCGCGAUACCGAGCUCAGCCGCAAGUGGGCCGACCUAGUCGAGGGUGCACGGGCUUCACCUCCUGAGUCUCGCCACGAGAAGCUCGUCGGUAGGGCGUACUGUAGCGGAACACCUGUUGCUGUGUACACGAAUGGCUUCUCUCUUGGCAAUGGCCCAGGCAGGCUGGGUGCGAAGGCCGACGCUGGCGUAUACUGGGGACUCGGCGCAAAGAGCAACCGCGCCAUACGGGUACCCGACGCGCAGACGAACAACCGCGCAGAGAUGUUUGCGAUCCUGCACGCACUGGCACAGGCUUCUCUCCACCGCCCCCUCAUCAUAUACUCGGAUUCGGAGUAUGCCAUCCGUUCUCUCUACGAGUGGCUCCUGCGCAUGCAGCUAUCGGUUGCUCGCACGUCCACGCCACACUUUGAGCACAUCAACGCACACAUAGUCAACGCUGCGGGCGACGCCGCGGACGGCCUCGCUAAGGACGGUGCCCUCCUGGACUCUGGGCUACAGCAAUGCGCGUACACUGCCCCCUCCUGCUGCAUGUGUCUUGCUCUUUGGACAGGCCCUGAAUAUCCCUAG